GUCCCCAGACGACAGACUAGCAGCCAAGUCGGAAACUCCCUCUCUCUCUCUCUCUCUCCUCCUCUCUCUCUAGAAAUUCAUAUUUAUAUUCUCAUAUGGAAUGCAAACCAGGGUUUUCAUGCGGCAAGCGUUUUCUGGGAUCAUUCCAGUGAGAGAAUAUCCCCCAUGAGCGAACGUGUUUGUCUUUUGCUCCUCUGUUCCGAGUUGUCGUAGUUCCUGAGCUUGGCAAGGAAGGUGGGGGGGAAAAAGGGAAGAAAAGGAAGGGCCAUCAUCGACCAUGGAGGGCGAGUUCUUUACUGCAACACCGACCCCAACGGCGACGGGAACGACUGCUGAGAAGCGGAAGCAGAGACAGCAGCAGCACCAUCAUCACCAUCACCACCACCAACAAGGUGAGAAGCCGUACAGGGGGAUACGGAUGAGGAAGUGGGGGAAGUGGGUGGCGGAGAUCCGCGAGCCGAACAAGCGGUCGCGGAUCUGGCUCGGCUCCUACACCACCCCGAUCGCAGCGGCCCGCGCCUACGACACCGCGGUGUUCUACCUCCGCGGCCCCUCGGCCCGGCUCAACUUCCCCGAGCUCGUCUUCCAGGAGGACGACGAGCUCCGGGACCUGUCUGCCGCCUCCAUCCGCAAGAAGGCCACCGAGGUCGGGGCCAGGGUCGACGCCCAGGCCUCCGCGGCCCAGCCCCCCGCCCCGGAGCCGAACUCAAGCCGGGUAGCCACGGAGAAGCCGGACCUGAACGAGUACCCAAAAGCGGAGAACUCGGACGGAGACUGAAUUAAAGCGGGGGAUCAUCCAUAUAAUCAUUUAGCUUCAUCUGAAUUUUUUCGUUUUUUCUUUUCUUUUCCCGUUUUGCUGUAGUCCGUAGUGGGUAGCCGAGUUUUGAUCUUCUCCUUUUCUUGGUUUCCACGCGCCGAUUGAUCUACUGAAUAUGAAGGGGGAAAAAGACAUGGCCCUGAUGAAGUUUUUUCGUUUCUUUCGAUAGAGAGAUGACAACAAAUAUGAAAUACAUCUCUGACGCUGGAAAUAUAUAGAAGCAAUCAGAUCAUAUCGUGGCUCUGGCUUUGUCUGCA
This is a messenger RNA of Eucalyptus grandis, 1074 nucleotides long. RefSeq names its product ethylene-responsive transcription factor RAP2-1. Gene Ontology annotation, molecular function: DNA binding; DNA-binding transcription factor activity. The transcript has a single exon. The coding region runs from base 278 to 778 and encodes 166 amino acids. Gene Ontology annotation, biological process: regulation of DNA-templated transcription. NCBI's taxonomy places the organism in Eukaryota, Viridiplantae, Streptophyta, Magnoliopsida, Myrtales, Myrtaceae. The record is from RefSeq and is a predicted model, not a curated record.